AAGAAAAGUAGAAAAAUAAAAUAAAAUAAAAUAAAGAAAGCAGAAGGUUCCAUCUCAGCUCGAUCCCACACCACACCCACUGUCCAGCCCGACCUUAAUGAACCCCACCCCAGGAUCAGAGACCACGCGUCAUUCUCAAACUGCGUCCGUAUAUUCUUCUCAAGACUCUUGCAAUUUCCACUUUCCAGACAGGGAAAGGGUAUAUCUUCUAUUACAAAAACAAUAACAAAAAAACACACAUACAUACACACUGGGUUCUGCAUAUAGCAAGCUAGCAAUAAAGCUGUUAACUGGGGCUAGGGUUUGUGUUUUGUGGUUGGAGGUUGAGCAGAGCAGAGAUGGGGCGGCGCAGGGUGGAGCUGAGGCCAAUCCAGGACAAGCAUAAACGACAAAUCACCUUCUCGAAGCGCCGACAAGGACUGAUGAAGAAAGCUCAAGAACUCUCCGUCCUCUGCGACGUCGACGUCGCCCUCGCCGUCUUUACCAGCGGUUGCCGUGCUUAUAAGUUCUCCGGCGGCAACAGUUUCAAUACGAUCCUUGAACGCUACCGGACUCAUGUAGAGGCAAAUUCUGGCAACAGCAACGAUCAUCAACCUGAGAAGCAUCAGCAAGAAUGUAGAACUCCAUGUGAAAACAAUAACAUACUGCCAUCAGUGCAAAGGUUUUUUGAAUCUCAAGCUGUAGAACAACUGGACAUUAGUCUCCUUUCGCGUCUAGAACACUUUCUAGAUGCCAAACUUGCACAAACUAGAAGCAGAAAGACACAAUUGAUGAUGGAAUCCUUAGCAGCCCUCCAUGAAAAGGAAAGGAGGCUAAGAGAAGAAGAAAAGUUGAUAAGUGAAAUGAUAAAUGAAAUGCAGACUGAAGGCAUGAUCAAUGGAGAAGACAAUCAGGAACCAACGGUAGAGCUUUACAAUCAAUGGGCUAAUAACAACAAUUAUCCUUCUGAUUAAGAGGCAAUGCUUGAUUGCUUCCGCAAACCAUCUCUCAAACCUAAUAAAAAUAAAUAAUUAAAUAAAUAAGCAUUUGCAUAUUACUUGGCAGGUAAGUGCAUGUACACCCUCUUCGCCAAUUGACACUUCCAUUAGAGUGAUCUUGGGGUGAUCACUGUAUUGUAUUUCAGAAAGGGAUAUGUAGACAUAAUUUUCACAUAGAUACCCAUUUUCUAAGAUCCAAUGAUCUGAAAUGAUUGGUCAUGAUUGAUAUAAUUGGUUAAUGAUUAGUAAAGAUA
This is a messenger RNA of Camellia sinensis, 1231 nucleotides long. RefSeq names its product MADS-box protein FLOWERING LOCUS C. The record is from RefSeq and is a predicted model, not a curated record. Gene Ontology annotation, biological process: regulation of DNA-templated transcription. Gene Ontology annotation, cellular component: nucleus. Lineage: Eukaryota; Viridiplantae; Streptophyta; Magnoliopsida; Ericales; Theaceae. Gene Ontology annotation, molecular function: DNA-binding transcription factor activity; protein dimerization activity; DNA binding.